Messenger RNA from Phycodurus eques (leafy seadragon), 2750 nucleotides. It is a transcript of the gene sptssa, whose product is annotated as serine palmitoyltransferase, small subunit A. The transcript has 2 exons. Bases 84 to 290 code for a protein of 68 amino acids. Gene Ontology annotation, cellular component: serine palmitoyltransferase complex. Gene Ontology annotation, biological process: ceramide biosynthetic process. The record is from RefSeq and is a predicted model, not a curated record. Gene Ontology annotation, molecular function: serine C-palmitoyltransferase activity. NCBI's taxonomy places the organism in Eukaryota, Metazoa, Chordata, Actinopteri, Syngnathiformes, Syngnathidae.
UAUGUUACCUCAGGCAAGGGAAGCCGAGCGAGAGUGCAAAAAGCGGAAGCUAGGUUAGCCGCUAGCUCGCACAAGUUUGUAACAUGGCUCUCGGGGACUGCUGGAAGAACUUGUCGUGGUUCUACCGCCAGUACCUUCUGGUGACGGCUCUCUACAUGCUGGAGCCGUGGGAGAGGACCGUCUUCAACUCGCUGCUGGUCAGCGUGGCGGGCAUGGCGGUGUACACGGGCUACGUGUUCAUGCCGCAGCACAUCAUGGCCAUCCUACGCUACUUCCAGAUGGUGCAGUGACCACGACGCGCCGGACCGGCCGCCGCGUUGAGGAGGUUUCGGCUGCCGCCUUGAGCAACGUGAGCGCUUUCAGUGGACCGAUACGUCCUUCCUUAAAAAGAAAAACGACCAGUUACUUUCAACUGAUUUUUGUCCUCCAUUUAAGUCAACACUGUUUGUGGAUGUUGUGUUCCAUCCGAGUUGUUUGUAUUUAUCGCACGAAUAAAUGUCACGUCAACAACCAAAAAGCUUUGGUUAAAGCAAAAGAAAAGCUCCUUUGUCUCCCUCUGGUGGUCUGAUCGUAAAUGACCAGAUUGCUUUUUCGUUUUCGACACAAGUUGCUCGUUGAGUGAUUCCAAACGUGGCAAAAAGUACUCACGCAAUGUGCUUGAGUACACCCACCCAUUUUCUUGACAGCUUCUCCUCACUGGGGUCGCGGGCGCACCGGAGCCCGUCCCAGCUAUGUUGGGGCGAGGGGCGGUGCCCGGAGAAAAGCCACGCAGGCACGGGGAGAACACGCAAACUCCACACGGGCGGGGACGGGGAAUGAACCCGCAACCUCAGAACUGUGAGGCGGACGCGCCGGCUACUUAAGUACAAGUACAGAUAUUUGUGGAUUUCGGUCGAAACUAAAGUAGUCAGACUGAAGAAGUACAAAAAAAGAUAUACUCUCACGCGGUGUAUUUAAUUACGAGUACAGAUACCCGUGUAAAAAAUGGACUGAUUCAUCUCCUUGAGGUCCUUCAGUAACAAAAAAAACGGACAAAAGUGAAAUGUUGACCCAUCGUCAAGUCCAAGUGAGCGCAGGACGUUGGAAAGUUGCUCGCGGCAAAAACGCAAACAUUUUGUCACAUUUAGCUUCAAAACGUGUUUCAAAAAAUGGGCGGAGUCGCUUUUCUGCACAUUGUCUUCUUCAGUCGUUCCCAACCGGUGUGCCGUGGGAAAUGAUCCAAUUGGAAUUAAUUGCUCCAGAAAAAAUGUAUUUGCAAGAAAUAAUGUAUCUUUAUUCAUCUAUUUAUGCCAGUGAUGCAUCGUGACAAACAGAACAAAUGAAUGGUCUUCUAUGAGAUGGCAAGAAGUCCAUACAGUAAUUAAAGCAUCCACUUUUUGUGCCAUUUUCGUUUGUUGGUGUGCCGUGAGAUUUUCCAGUAGUCAAAUAUGUGCCUUCGCUCCAUGAAGGUUGGAAAUCACUGCUCGAGUUUAUAGUUCAAUCUCAAUAUUCAAUGUCACACCUAAAUCUCAAAUCGAAUGUUAAAUAUGUUACAUUUUAAAAAACAUAAAUAUAUAUAAAUGUUAAACGUAUAAAUGUAAAUAUAAACACAAGUUAAAUCUAAAAAUCAGAUAUUAGCUAAAUGGUAGAUGUGAAUGUUUCAAGUCGAAGAAAAUAUUGAGUUAAUAUGCAAAUCCACACUGGCAAGAUAAAAGCUGUGUUUGUAGCGUCAAAUAACCAGAGGUGGGUAGUAACGCGCUCGCUACAUUUACUCAAGUAACAUUUUCCAUCCAUUCUCCUUGUCCGAGUACUUUACAGGGGCUGUACUUUGACUUGAGUAUUUAUGUGAAGACGGAUCAAUACUUUCACUCCGUUCCAAUGAUCGACAUGCCGUUCGCUACUUUUGAUUCAUUCUUGCGUGCGCGUGUCUAUUUUUAGACUCCAUCUUCGACUUCCGCAUAGGGCGCCCGUUGCGUCCUGCCCGGAGUUAGCUGGGAUAGGCGCCGGCGCUCCCGCGAGCCGUCAGGGGAGAAGCGGCUCAGAUAAUGGAUGGAUGGAUGUUCUAAACCUGCAUUGCCUUUUUUGUCCUUCUCAGAAUCAUCUUUAUUUGCCCAAUAUGUCAAAAACACACGAGGGAUUUGUCCCCGGUAGUCGGAGCCACUCGAGUACGACAACAGACACAGAAACAUUUAAAAAAGUCACUGAGCAAUGAAAGGUUACCGGUAAUGUCGUAAUGCCGAUACAAUUAGUAUGUUUUUUGGACAAUUGUGCAAACGAUGCAGAGUCCUCGUGCAAUUUCGAGCAGUUUGAAAUGAUAAUACAGCAAUAGUCUCGUACAGUGACGUCAAGAAAUUGAUGCAGUUUAAAGUGACGACUAGUGCAAUAAUCUUGAACAGUGUCAAUUGUGCAAAUGGUGCAGAUGUACUUCUCAGGCACAUGAGUGGCCAGUAUUGGUCAAUGGCGAGACUACGACAGUGAGUGCGCCAGUAAUGUACAACUGAAAUGGGACAACAAUCUGAAGACAAAAUUGGCAGCAUGUUACAAAGUUAAUGGCAAGAGGGAAGAAGCUGUUGGAAUGUCUGCUAGUUCUAGUUGGCAUUGAUCGGUAGCGCCGACCUGAGGGAAGGAGCCGGAAGAGCCGCUGACCGGUUCGAGAGGCUUUUGCACGCUCUUAUCUUAGUUCUGGCAGUGUGUCAAGGGUCAAGGGUGCGUAGGGGGGUACCGACAAUCUUUCCAGCAGUCGUGAUUGAUGAUUGCAGUCGGAGUUUUUU